AUGCGCUUCUCUUUGGGCCUUCUGUCGCUCACAGCUAGCGUUCUCUGCGCCCCUUCCUUACUAUCUCUUCGAGAUGAGGACUGGAAGAUUGCGCUUGGGUGGGAUGGAAAGACUACUACGCCUGCCCAGCUCGACCCUAGUAACGUAGUCAAACCCACGCCCGGUAAACCUGCACCUGCUUCCAUUUCCGGAGGCGUUUAUUUCUGCACUGAGGCUAAUUUUAAAGGCCAAUGCCUUUUCGUCGCUGGUUUUGAGUAA
Rhizoctonia solani is the source of this 258-nucleotide messenger RNA. RefSeq lists its product as uncharacterized. Bases 1 to 258 code for a protein of 85 amino acids. The transcript is spliced from 3 exons. The record is from RefSeq and is a predicted model, not a curated record. Lineage: Eukaryota; Fungi; Basidiomycota; Agaricomycetes; Cantharellales; Ceratobasidiaceae.